GAUAAGCACGAAUUAUUUCGUACGCGAUUUCCUGGAGUACCGGAAAGGCGGAGGUGAUGAAGAUGAUCAAGUGGAAGUGGAUGAAGAGAGUGAGGCACCUGAAGAGACCUCUGUGAAAGAGAAAAAGCCGGCGGUUUCCGGCUUCGACCCGAACGCCUUACCCGCUUUUAUCGAAUGGGCCGAGACGAAAUUCUGGCGUGGAUUCGUGAGGUUGAGCCAGGAUGAGAAGAAUAACACCCACCUGGACCGAUUCUUCUUCACGACAGCCUUCUACGGCAAAGAGUUCCUGGAGUGGAAAACGCGGUCGAUCGCAAUGAAGGCAUGGAGAGGCGUCGUCGAUAAGUACAAGGCCGAAUUCAACUGCUCAGUCUUCUAUGACGAGGCCAUCUACAUCGAUUUCAUGGACAAUAUGCCGACCGACACCUGGCAGUCGGCCGCCGGAACUCUGGGCUGCAUGGCGUUGAUCUGUUUCGUGUUCAUGUUCGACUUUUUCACAGUGUGCGUGUCAACCGCCGCGAUUGCAUCGGUCAUGGCUGGUAUCCUCGGCAUCAACGCCCUCCUCGGCAUGGAGCUCGAUCCGAUCGUGAUGGCGUCGUUGGUCAUCUCCGUCGGCUUCUCAGUCGAUAUUCCGGCCCAUGUCUCAUAUCAUUUUCAUAUGGCAGAUGCCCACCUGACAGGCGAGGUUACGGUAAAGACACGACUCCGGUAUUGCCUCGCUUCAGUUGGUUUUCCGGCCAUACAGGCGGCGAUAUCGACCAAUCUUUGCGUCGUUGCGCUACUUUUUGCUGAUAUUUACACAUCGAGGGUAUUCGUCCGAAUCAUGGUCCUCUGCGUCUCUCUCUGCCUCCUCCAUGCCCUCUAUCUAUUCCUUUUCUGCCUUCUGGGCUACGGUAUCGCCCGGCUGCUACGUCUCGAGGAGCGAUAUGUAGCUGUCGAUGGCCCGAGAGGGCGAGCGAGACGGCGGAGACACAGAUACGAAUUCCCGUACUCACGCGAUAUGGACUGCUGGCCGUUCGAGGAUCUCUGGAUCUACCAGCCACCG
This is a messenger RNA of Mesorhabditis spiculigera, 1042 nucleotides long. The record is from the annotation of a GenBank genome assembly. Lineage: Eukaryota; Metazoa; Nematoda; Chromadorea; Rhabditida; Rhabditidae.